Penicillium concentricum is the source of this 576-nucleotide messenger RNA. Its product is annotated as mitochondrial 54S ribosomal protein bL12m. The record is from RefSeq and is a predicted model, not a curated record. Gene Ontology annotation, cellular component: ribosome. NCBI's taxonomy places the organism in Eukaryota, Fungi, Ascomycota, Eurotiomycetes, Eurotiales, Aspergillaceae. The transcript is spliced from 2 exons. Gene Ontology annotation, molecular function: structural constituent of ribosome. Gene Ontology annotation, biological process: translation. The coding region runs from base 1 to 576 and encodes 191 amino acids.
AUGUCUUUCUCCACCCAGGCCGCAGCCCGCUGCGCCAGACAGCUCUCCGGCACCGUCCGCCCGUCCUCCCUGCGCAUCGCGACCUCCGCUACAUACCUCACAGCCCGUCGCACACCCAGCAGCCGGCGAUGCGAAUCCACCCAGGCAGCCCCUGCUGCUGCUACCAACCCCAAGAUCUCCCAGAUUGUCGACCAGAUCAGCACAUUGACGCUGCUCGAGACUGCCGACCUGGUGUCUAGCUUGAAGACCCGCCUGAAUAUCCCCGACCUUCCCGUUGGCGGCUUCGCCAUGGCCGCCGGUGGUGCCCCCGGUGCGGCUGCUGCCGUUGAGGAGGAGGAGGCUGCUCCCGCUGCGGCCGAGAAGACACUCUUCAACCUGAAGCUCGACUCUUUCGAGCCUACCUCCAAGCCCAAGGUCAUCAAGGAGAUCAAGACCAUGCUCGGCCUGUCGCUGGUGGACAGCAAGAAGUUUGUCGAGUCCGCACCCAAGGUUCUAAAGGAGUCUGUGCCCAAGGAGGAGGCGGAGAAGCUCAUCGAGACCUUCAAGGCGCUCGGUGCCAAGGUGACUAUGGAGUAA